AUGAAGCUGGUGAUGGUCCUCAUGCUGGCGGCCCUCCCCCUGUGCUGCUAUGCAGGUUCUGGCUGCUCUCUUCUUGCCAAUGUGAUUGAAAAAACAAUUGAUCCCAUUGUGUCCAAGGAAGAAUAUAGAGACUAUAUUCAAGCGUUCACACAGAGUAAAACUGAGGAAAACGUUGUAGAUGAAUUCAAGCAAUGUUUUCUCCAGCAGUCAAAUGAAACUCUGGCCAAUUUCGAGCAGAUGAUGCAAACCAUUUACAACAGUGUAUUCUGUAAAAUAUUCUAA
Messenger RNA from Dama dama (fallow deer), 282 nucleotides. RefSeq names its product secretoglobin family 2A member 2 (gene SCGB2A2). Gene Ontology annotation, biological process: androgen receptor signaling pathway. The record is from RefSeq and is a predicted model, not a curated record. The transcript is spliced from 3 exons. NCBI's taxonomy places the organism in Eukaryota, Metazoa, Chordata, Mammalia, Artiodactyla, Cervidae. The coding region runs from base 1 to 282 and encodes 93 amino acids.